AUGAAAUCCAUAAAUCCCCAACUCCGUAAAAAGGGCCUAGAGAUGGUCUUGGAACCCUCCGUCGACCCGGCGUUUGGACCCGUCUACACUUUCCAGUCAGUCAAACCCGGUAUGACGAACAACGACGUGGCGUACCGGCUGUAUUACGCCGGGGAGGUGUGCAAGUGGAGUGCAACCAGGCGGAAAGCCAUCGACAAGGCUGCGAAGAAGAUCAAGGCCAGGAAGGAGAAGGAGGAAAGAGAGAGGAGCCGUGCGGCGAGCAAGAGCGCCACUUCGAGUUCCGGCUCGAGUUCCAGGUCGAGUUCGAGCUCGAGUCCGAGUGAGAGUGAAAGUGGGAAGCGGUGA
Messenger RNA from Cladophialophora psammophila CBS 110553, 345 nucleotides. RefSeq lists its product as uncharacterized. Lineage: Eukaryota; Fungi; Ascomycota; Eurotiomycetes; Chaetothyriales; Herpotrichiellaceae. The transcript has a single exon. Bases 1 to 345 code for a protein of 114 amino acids. The record is from RefSeq and is a predicted model, not a curated record.